This is a messenger RNA of Callorhinchus milii (elephant shark), 3998 nucleotides long. RefSeq names its product mitogen-activated protein kinase kinase kinase 7 (gene map3k7). The transcript is spliced from 17 exons. NCBI's taxonomy places the organism in Eukaryota, Metazoa, Chordata, Chondrichthyes, Chimaeriformes, Callorhinchidae. Gene Ontology annotation, molecular function: magnesium ion binding; ATP binding; MAP kinase kinase kinase activity. Gene Ontology annotation, biological process: positive regulation of canonical NF-kappaB signal transduction; protein phosphorylation; JNK cascade. Bases 214 to 2058 code for a protein of 614 amino acids. The record is from RefSeq and is a predicted model, not a curated record.
GUCGCGGUGCCCGGAUGUUUGCGGGGCGGAUUAACCCCGGAGAUGCCGGAUGAAGCCGGUGGCGGCGGCGGAUCGCGGCACAAGCGGGUGGUUUGUCGGCGGUUUGGUGGCGGAAGCGGCGGCGCUGCUCACCUCCGGCAGCGGCAACUCGAGCGGCUGAGUGCGGAGGCGCCGCGGCGGAGGCCAGGCCUGAGCUGAGCCUCUGCUCCGGGGAUGUCGGCUUCAUCCGCCGAGAUCAUCGAGGCGCCGCAAGCGCUGGACUUCGAGGAGAUCAACUACAAUGAGAUCGAGGUGGAGGAGGUUGUUGGGAGAGGAGCUUUUGGAGUUGUAUGUAAAGCAAAAUGGCGUGAAAAAGACGUAGCUAUAAAGCAAAUUGAAAGUGAAUCGGAGAGAAAAGCGUUCAUCGUAGAGCUUCGACAGUUGUCACGAGUGACGCAUCCCAAUAUUGUGAAGCUUUAUGGAGCCUGUCUAAAUCCUGUUUGCCUAGUUAUGGAAUAUGCGGAAGGAGGCUCCCUGUAUAAUGUUCUACAUGGAGCUGAACCCCUACCAUAUUACACUGCUGCCCAUGCAAUGAGUUGGUGUUUACAGUGUGCACAGGGAGUAGCAUAUCUACACGGCAUGAAACCCAAGGCUUUAAUCCACAGGGACCUCAAACCACCCAACUUGCUGCUGGUGGCUGGUGGGACAGUUCUGAAGAUCUGUGACUUUGGCACGGCCUGUGACAUUCAAACACACAUGACCAACAACAAGGGGAGUGCUGCUUGGAUGGCUCCUGAAGUAUUUGAAGGUAGUAAUUAUAGUGAAAAGUGUGACGUCUUCAGCUGGGGCAUCAUUCUUUGGGAAGUGAUAACACGCCGAAAACCUUUUGAUGAAAUUGGUGGCCCUGCAUUUCGUAUUAUGUGGGCUGUUCACAAUGGUACUCGGCCACCUUUGAUCAAAAAUCUGCCCAAACCCAUUGAGAGUUUAAUGACUCGCUGUUGGUCUAAGGACCCUGCACAGCGCCCCUCAAUGGAGGAGAUAGUAAGGAUAAUGAUGCAUUUAAUGAAGUAUUUUCCAGGAGCUGAGGAGCCACUCCAGUACCCAUGCCACUACUCCGACGUGAGCCAGAGUAACUCUGCCACAAGCACAGGAUCUUUCUUGGAAAUAACUUCUACAAACACUAGUAACAAGAGUGAUGCUAAUGCCGAAGCUAGUGAACUGCAUGGAAAUGCUACCAAUGACACAAUUAAACGUUUGGAAACAAAGUUGGCCCAGCUUAAGCUCCAGCCUAAGUCGGGUGACACACGACUGAACUUGCCAUUGUCUCGAGGGAGCAGUGUGGAAAGUCUGUCUGGAGGACGUACCCAGUCUGCUGCCUCUACUCUGGAGGGAAAGAGACUGAGUGCAGAUCUCAGCAAUUUGUCAGAGUUGGAGACCAGGAUCAUGAAUGCUUCCACAGCCCGUCCAAAGCCAAAACGAGGCCAUCGUAAAACUGCUUCAUUUGGUACCAUACUGGAUGUUCCUCAGAUCAUCAUAUCAGGCAGUGAUCCUCAGAGGCGCAGGUCAAUCCAAGACCUUACAAUAGUUGGAACAGAAUCAAAUCAGGGCAGCAGAAAUAGCAGCCGGUCAUCCAGUCCCAGUGUGAGGAUGAUCACUGCCACGGGAACCCCUUCCGAGAAAGCUAGCCGCAACUUCACGUGGACACCGGAUGAAUCAACAGAUACAAAUGGCUCAGAUAACUCUAUCCCAAUGGCAUAUCUUACCCUCGAUCAUCAGUUGCAGCCACUAGCUCCGUGUCCAAACUCCAAAGAAUCUAUGUCGGUAUUUGAGCAGCACUGCAAAAUGGCUCAGGAAUACCUGAAAGUGCAAACUGAAAUAGCACUAUUACUACAGAGAAAGCAAGAACUAAUAGCAGAACUGGAUCAGGAUGAAAAAGAUCAGCAGAAUACCUCCCGACUCGUUCAAGAACAUAAGAAGCUUUUGGAGGAGAACAAAAGCUUGUCCACGUACUAUCAAAAAUGUAAGAAACAGCUAGAAUACAUAAGAGCCCAGCAGCAGAAGAGGCAAGGCACAUCAUGAGGCAUUUUUCCUGCAUCCCAGAGACUUGUGCUUAUUCACACAAAAGACUUGAUCUUAUUGGAAGAUGCCCUGUUAUAGAUUAACUUAAUUCAGUGUUUGACCUCUCUUUUGUGUUCUGGAAGCAGAUUUCUAUACAUCGCCAUAGCAGCCUUGUACAUCAGACAAACUUUUUGUUUUUUAGUUGUUGUUUUGUUAAAAUAGGUUAGUAUUUAAUUUCAUUCCAUGGUUAUUUUAGUUCAAUCACCAAUUAGAUUUUGAGAGGUGUAUUACGUAAAAUUGUGGCAAUAAAUUAUUUGUAUGAAACUACAGUUCAGUUGAGAUGUUGAAGGUGGAAGGGAAUGCGUAAACCAAAACAAAAAGAAGUGUUGGUCCCACUGGUUAUUUUUACCUGUUCUAUAAUUAAUUGCUCAUAUUGCCAGAUGCUAAUUUGUGCCUUAGAAGCUGGCAGUAUUUGCUUUGGUCAUCAUGUAUUAACUAUUUUAUAUUUUAUGGAGGGGUGAAGAGAUCAGGACUAAAGUAAAAAUGUCUAGGGCUCUAUGUUAAAAAAAAUCAAUGUGCUCCCCGUUUUUGGUGGGUUCUGCAGUAGCACUUAACAGUAUUAAUCAGAGAUCAUCCUAACUAGAAAAGCAAAUGCAAGGCAUUCAACCUAUUUAUUCCUUACUCUUGGUAGUAGAAUCUGUUCUUCCUGCAAUAAGAGAUACAAUUUGUCUUUUUAAUUGAAAUACAGAUGUUUGCAGUUUUUUUUAUAUAAAUUAUUGCAACUACCUUUUGAUGAUAGUGUCUGUCCUAUGCUGCUUCACUUGGAUGUGAAUGAUGGAUCAUGAACAGCUUUGAAGUUUGAUUCCAUAACCUUUCACCUGUGCAUGAUUUUUUAAACAAAAAAAGAUUUUUAUAACUAUGACCAUAUGCAGGUAUAGAUUAAAUUUUUAAGGAAUGUAUAAUGUAUAGAAAAUUUGCCUCCAGCAAACAAUGUUAACAGGCAACCUGAAUCUGAAAUAAUAAGCUUCAUCCAAGAAACACCUUUUUCCAACCUGUUCUACAGCCCAGUUUCACAGCGCCCAAAUUCUCCCAAUUUUAUAUGCAGGAGAAUUGCAGACUUGGAUGUAACUAAGGAUUUGCUGAAACAUCACCGUGCAUGGUUAUAAAUAAGCUUUUCUAAAUGUAUUUCUCUGAAUGUUGAAUUAGCUGUCAAAAUAACUUCUCCCCAGUUUAUAUAGUGUGGUGGCAUCUUCCUCUGGAAUAAGUCUGGAAGUCUAAUUUCAUCCUGUAUAUAAAUGUAACCUAGCCAGUGGAAUAAUUUCAGGCUCGCCGAGCUGCACUUUAUUUUUUUAACAUAGAGCAUGGAUGUGCUUCUGAGAGAUGCAGCUGGGCAAGGUGGAGUUAACAGUACUGUAAUUGUUUACAUUUCUAUAGCAUCAGCAAUGGCGAAAAAUCCACAAAGGAUUUAUUAAUGUAACGCAAGUGGAAUGUGGUCCCUUUAAUAAAUUCAGUGCCAGGCUGAACACUGUGGUCAGAUGCUCAGCGAAUAUAUAAAUGCACGCACGCACACAUGCACGCGCACACACAAUUGUGGUGGGAGAUAGGUCAUUAGGAUUGUGGACGUUGCAUUAUCAUGCUUGUGAUGUGAAAACAAGUAUUUUUGUUAUAAGAGAUGGUUUCCUUCUUGAAGGAUGUGUAUAAGAUGGAUUAAAAACAAUCAGAAAAAAAACAGAGAUACUUGUUUUACUUCCUUAGGUCAAAUCUUUACUAUAUUUUUUUAAAAAGUACUCCAUUAAAACGAUAGCUGCACUAGAAAUUGGUGGCUGUGCUCGUAGAUGGUUUCAAGAGCAUAUGAAGACUUCAGGAGAACUUCUAUAUCAAAAUGUAACCCAAUUACAGCGUUUUUACUCUUUUCGUUUUGUUCCAAGAAUGCUGUGAAUCAAUAAAUGUUCUGUAUAUUU